Cucumis sativus (cucumber) is the source of this 3435-nucleotide messenger RNA. Its product is annotated as ubiquitin carboxyl-terminal hydrolase 8. Bases 122 to 2971 code for a protein of 949 amino acids. Gene Ontology annotation, molecular function: cysteine-type deubiquitinase activity. The record is from RefSeq and is a predicted model, not a curated record. The transcript is spliced from 13 exons. Gene Ontology annotation, biological process: protein deubiquitination. Lineage: Eukaryota; Viridiplantae; Streptophyta; Magnoliopsida; Cucurbitales; Cucurbitaceae.
AAAAAAGAACAAAAAUAAUAAUGUGGCCCUUUAGAAGAAGAAGUACCAAUGGAAGCAGAUUCCAUGGCGAUUCAAUAACAUUACCUUUUGCUCUGAUUUGGCGACCUACUGUUGUUGCUAUAUGACCCGUUUAUCAGUUGCCACCCGUUUCUCACUCCUCUUCUUCUUCAACUUCAAUCUCAACCUCAACCUCAGACUCAAACCCAUCUCUUUUCUCUCUCUCCUCAACCUCUCUCGUCUCUCUCUUUCCACUCUUCAUCUCUGCAAGUCCUUCGUUCGUCUUCUUGCCUCCAAAACCCUAGCCCUUUUCACCAUGGACAAUCUCUUCCCCAACGACGAUGAGUUUUGGGACAUCGAUGUUGGCUCUCGCUCCCGACCUCCCCAGCGCCCUCGCCUGCUCGAUGACUUUGAUUAUGAUGAUAAUGAUGCCGAGAAGGUCUACUUUGUUCCCUUCAGGUGGUGGUUGGAAACUCAAAAUGAUAGUGAUCAAGUAGUAGGUGUUCUAUAUAGCGUGUCAUCAGAGGAGGAUGGUGAUUCUGGAAUUCUGUUGGAGCUCAGGAAAGAAAAAGUUCACACAGAAUACGCUGGUGAAGAAGAGGGAUUUUCUGGUCGUGAAUACGCCCUGAUUGGAGAAUCCAUGUGGUUGCAGGCCCUGAAGCGGCAUAAUGACUUUGAAGCAACAUCGAAUUAUGGUGGCCGGCUUUUCAGAGAUGAAGAUAUAUUGCAGGCUGUUUUUCCUUUGCAAAUUAGGAUCUUGGUAUCAUGGGAGACAAAUUUGUUAACUGUGAAGAUAAACCGAAAGGAUAAUUCAGCUAACUUUUAUAAGAGAGCUUCUGUAAUUUUCAAUUCUAACUCUGAACUGUUUCACAUUUGGGACUUCUCAGGGCAAACAAAUAAACUUUUCACAAAUAACUCGAACAAUUUUCUUGAUGGUUCUCUUGUUCAAGGAGUCAAAGAGGUCCUUCUUGAGUUACAAGUUCUUGAAACUUUGGACAAUAUGAUGGGUCGAUAUGGGAAGGGCGCUAAGCUAACUGAAGAACAGCGAAAGACUGAAAAGUCCCCCACUAUCAUAAAUGGGAUCACAGAGAAAGUGAAAUUUCAUUUGACUGAGUCUGACCGUAUGAUAGCUGGAAAUAGUUUUGGCGUAGCCAGUUCAAUGGGUUUGACAGGAUUGCAGAAUCUCGGGAAUACUUGCUUCAUGAAUAGUGCUCUUCAAUGCUUGGUGCAUACUCCAAAGCUUGUUGAUUAUUUCCUUGGAAAUUUCCAAAAGGAGAUAAAUUAUGAUAAUCCUUUGGGAAUGAAAGGAGAGCUUGCCUUAGCAUUUGGAGACUUGCUCAGGAAACUAUGGGCCCCUGGCUCGAAGUCAGUGCCUCCAAGAAUGUUUAAACUUAAACUUGCUAAUUUUGCUCCCCAGUUCAGUGGUUAUAAUCAGCACGAUUCCCAGGAAUUUCUUUCUUUUUUGUUGGAUGGCCUUCAUGAAGAUCUAAAUCGUGUUAAAUGCAAGCCAUAUUUUGAAGCAAAGGAUGUAGAGGGCCGCCGAGACGAAGAAGUAGCUGAAGAAUAUUGGCAAAAUCACCUUGCCCGUAAUGAUUCUAUUAUAGUUGAUUUAUGCCAGGGUCAGUACCGGUCAACAUUGGUGUGCCCUGCUUGCAAUAAGUUGUCAGUUACAUUUGAUCCAUUUAUGUACCUUUCUUUGCCAUUGCCGUCAACAACAAUGCGCAGUAUGACUCUGAUGGUAAUUUCAUGUGAUGGGAUUUCAUUGCCUUCUACAUUUACUGUAUCAGUGCCAAAGUCGGGAAGAUUGAAAGAUCUUAUUGAUGCUUUAAGCACUGCUUGUUCUUUGAGAGCAGAUGAGACCCUGUUGUUAGCUGAGGUAUACAAGAAUCGUAUCUGUCGUGUUCUGGAGGAUCCUUCUGAUUCACUGGCCUUGAUUAGGAAUGAAGACAAGCUUGUUGCUUAUAGGUUUCCAAGAGACGAAGAAUCAUCUAAGUUGAUUGUCUACAUGCAUCAACAGUCAGAAACGCAUGAUAAUUCAGGAAAGCUAAUUUCAGGCUCGAAAACAUUUGGAGCCCCAUUUGUAGCAAAAGUGCCUGACCUUCCUCAUGAAUCGGAUAUUCGUCAGCUGUUCCUUAAGUUUCUUGAUCCAUUAAAAAUGCCUGCAGAGGAAUCGUUUAGCAACUGUGAUGGUGAAGCUGGCGUUUCUGCUAAUGAUGACUUCGAGAUGGAUGAUGCCUCAGAUCCGGCAAACUUGGAUCCUGAUGGUAGUCCAAAUGAUGAAACUAUUGUAAACUCUUGUUUGCCUGCUGAUUUCACAUUCUAUUUGGCUCAUCAGAUGGGAGCUUCUGAAGGUACCUUGAUUAAACCGAAUGAACCUCUAGCUAUCUCCAAGUCAACUGAGAGACUGGAUGUGAUUGUUAUGUGGCCGGACACGAUGGUUAAUAAAUAUGAUACAUGUCUAAUGAGUUCAUUGCCCGAUGUUUCCAAGCCAAAUUUACAUCCAAGGAGACUUCAAGAGUCUGUCGAUUUGUACAAGUGCCUUGAAGCUUUCUUGAAGGAGGAACCUUUAGGACCUGACGAUAUGUGGUAUUGUCCUAGAUGCAAGAAGCCUCAACAAGCCAGGAAAAAGUUGGAUCUCUGGAGGUUGCCUGAGAUUCUUGUCAUUCAUCUCAAAAGGUUUUCAUAUAGCCGAUUUUUUAAGAACAAGUUGGAAACAUUCGUUGAUUUUCCAAUAGACGAUCUAGAUCUGUCAAACUACAUCGCUUACCAGAAUAGCCAUUUGAGCAAUCGUUAUAUGUUAUAUGCUGUUAGUAAUCACUACGGAGGGAUGGGUGCAGGUCACUAUACUGCAUAUGUCCUUCACGGUGGUAAAUGGUACGAUUUCGACGAUGAUCGGGUUAUCCCUGUUAGUGAAGACGUUGUAAAGUCGUCUGCUGCUUAUGUUUUAUUCUACAAAAGAAUUGCAGAAGUAUAAUCUGGUAAAAGUUCUACACAUGGUUUUGAAGGUUAGUGUUUUAGACAACACCUUACACACCUACACACACUCCCCAAAAAGGAGUUUUUUCUGGUUUACUUUGUUUAGGAGAUCUUCUCCCUUACUACAUCAUCACUGUUAUACAACUGUAUUAUGUUUGGGAGACAAGAAAAGAAGAAGAAAAAGGAAACUUACGUACAGCAAGAAAAGCACUUUUGGGGGGACAAGUAUAAGAUUUUUGCCUCCCACCAUAGGGAUACGUCUGUAAUUCCUUGUGUAUAUAUUACUCACUGCAAGAAGAAAGUCUUCACCCAAGCUUUCAAUUAUUGAAAUGGAGAAAAAAGCAGCAUCUCUUUUGGUUACUUUCAUUUCUUAAUUUUUUUUGUAAAGUAUUUGAUGGUAUGAAAUUAAGGAGGGUGAGAGGAAAUUCUCAAGAAAUUAAUGAUCAACUUACCUUGAAUUAA